Messenger RNA from Plodia interpunctella (Indianmeal moth), 2050 nucleotides. RefSeq names its product esterase E4-like. The record is from RefSeq and is a predicted model, not a curated record. NCBI's taxonomy places the organism in Eukaryota, Metazoa, Arthropoda, Insecta, Lepidoptera, Pyralidae. The coding region runs from base 119 to 1822 and encodes 567 amino acids. The transcript has 3 exons.
UAGAACUUUUCACAAAAAGUGUGUCUGUCGAAUUGAAAAAAGUAGUGCUGUUAAAACCUCAAUAUAUUUCACGAAAUUAAUCAUAAUUAAACAUCAUAUUGACAAAAUUUUAAGAGAAAUGAAGAAAAUGGAGUUCCAAAAUGUAAUUCUAUGUACAACAUUGAUCGGUGCUCUGUGCUCUGCAUCUACUCCGGUGGUGGAGACGGAACAGGGCAAGCUGAGGGGGGUCCGCGCGGGGAACGUGAACCAGUACUUCGGGAUACCCUAUGCCACUAGCAAGAGAUUCCAUCCCCCGAAGGAACCAAAAUCAUGGGAAGGCGUGUUCAAUGCCGUGAACAGCAUCUCAGCAUGUGCGCAGACCAAGAGCACGCUGUUAAUUCCGGACGAGGAUUGCUUGCAUCUCGAUGUGUACACUCCAGAGAACUCCAGACCUGGAGACAAGCUCCCAGUCUUUGUCUUCAUCCACGGAGGAUCCUUCUUCUCAGGCACGAAGGCCUUGUACAACCCUGAAAACUUGGUAGCUAAGAAUAUCAUAGCAGUAACAAUUAACUAUCGUUUGGGUGUAUUGGGAUUUUUAUGUGUCAAUGGAGUUGCGAACCUUGGUCUUAAAGACCAGACAUCAGCUCUUAGAUGGAUAAAUAAGAAUAUAGCAGCAUUUGGAGGUGAUCCAGAUCAAGUCACGUUAGCCGGGCAAGACUCCGGUGCUGCGGCAGCUUCCAUGCACAUGCUAUCAGAUCAAAGUGCAGGAUUGUUCCACAAAGUUAUAUUAAUGAGCGGUUUCGCGUUAGCUCCGUGGUCUUUCAAUGUUGAUCCUGUAAGAGAUGCUCUUGAUGAUGCUAAUAUAAUAUCUAAAGCUAAAACAGAAAGAGACAUCUAUAGAGUGUUCAAUAAUGCACCGAUACGUGAGCUUCUUACUGCAACGCGAGAUCUGAGCACUAAUUUGAGAAAUUUCAAAUAUAGUCCAUGUGUGGACAGUGAAUUAUCUGAUCCAUUUUUCCGCGAUACUCCGUAUGAGAUAAUCAAAUCUGGUAAUUUUAACAAAGUGCCUGUAAUGAUGGGUGUCACUGAUCAGGAAGGGAUCGCAUUUUACGGUAGUCACAAUAAAAGUACUUUCGCUGAUUUGAACACUAACUUCACUGAACAAUUGCCAGCUGUAUUCUCGUGUUCUGAAGACGAGCGAGAAGAAAUAGCUAAUAAAAUACGAGAAAAUUAUUUUGCAAAAUAUACUAUAAAUGAAAAAGCAAUGAGAAGGGUCGUCAAAUUUGGGUCAGAUUGGCAAGCUCACAGUACUUUUGAUGCCGUGAGUGAUCUCUUGGCUGAGCAUAGCGGUGAGCCUGUCUACAAAUACGUGUUUUCGUAUGAUGGUAGUCGGAACUACUUCAAGAUGCUGUUUGGGGGAGACACUUCGAAGCUGAAGGGAGCUUCGCACAAUGAUGAUCUGUUUUAUGUGUUCAAGCCGGUGGGAGUUUCCUUGCCAGUCUCAAAGGACGAUAAUAAAAUGAUUGAAAGAUAUACCACGAUGAUAGCAAACUUCAUAAAAUAUUCCAACCCAACUCCUCGAACGACAUCGCUGCUACCGGAAGACUGGCCACCGUCCACCAAUCAGGAAUCCUACAUCAUGCAUCUCGACCGCAACCUGAAGGUCACCAAAGGACCCUGGCAGAAAGACGGCUUCUUCCUGGACCAGCUGUGCACGGCCGGCCUCCAAGGCUACAUGCCCUGUGAGAGCCAAGGGCAAUGUCAGCCUGAUGUGUCGUCAGAACAGAAGGACGAUAACUGGAGAAAUUGGUUUUUUAAACUACUGUUCACCGCUAUGGAAUAAAAGAGUUGACUAUUGAAUUUUAGCUUAAGGAAAAAACAAUCUGUAUCUAAAUUAUUUUCUAAAUUCUGAAUUGUUUGUUGUUUAGUUAAAAUUUUAAAUUAUUAAAAUGAUUAUGCCUAAUUUACUAAAUGGAUCAUGAAUAAAUAUUAGUUAAAUAUUUUCUACAACAUCUAUUUAUGGCAUAUAUAAGUCUGUGUCUACGGCAAAUAAAAUGAUACUAAUUUUGGA